GAUUCCUUAAACUUGUUCGCGUUGCUGAUGGUCGCGUGUGAAAAAUACAAUAAAAUACAACACUGAAAAGCCAGGAUAAUCAAACGGACCAAGGGAAUAACACAGAAAUUAAACCAUAAAAAUACAAAACAAUUAAAACUCCAAGUCACCACCGUCAAAUUUCUACAACUAUUUUCUAAACACAAAACAAAAAGCUUUUCGCGUAUUUAAGAGAGUCUGAUUAAAGUGUGCAUGGCUGUGUGGCGGCUGAGACCAAACACACCUGUUGCUGCGAUGCAUUGACCGCGUUUCGCUUUUUGGCAAGGAAAACACUCAACAAAAAGGCAUUUUAGGCAAAAGGCGAUAAAUAUUGUGCGUCCGAAUGAAACUUCAAAUAUGAAUACAGGAGACCGUAAGGAGCAAGCCUCGUUAACACCGCAACAGCAACAAUCGCCGCAGCAGUCAGAGCAACAGCAACCAAUUACCCGACACGAUGCCUUGGAUAGUUCUAGUGCUAACAAUAAACUAAAUCAUAAACACAAUAACGAUAAGGAUAAGGAUACCACUAGCGAUAAGAGCUGGGAGACGGGCAGAGAUUUAUUGCCGGCCAGUGUUGUCAUCGUCGAUGAAUCAUGUGCCUCGAAAAGUCAGAAACAACCAAUCGAGUCGAGCAUUGUUUCGCGAGGUGGAGCCACCUCCUCAUCGCAACGUCGCCGGCAAUUGCAAUUCCAGCGACAAAAGGAGGCCAGACUUUAUGACCGAGGAGAUGGGGAUCGAGAACGGGAGCGAGAGCGGGAAGCCUCAACCUCGACCUCAACCUCGACCUCCGCCUCCACCACCACCACGAAUACUGUGAUGGGUGGAGGGGAGCUGGUGAACUGUAUAGCUUACGAUGACAACACCCUGGUUAUCGAGAGGAAACCCUCGCCCUCUUCCCCAUCCACCAGCCGGCGGUAUCUGAAGGCCGAAACGCCGACGCGUGGCAGUCGAAAGUACAACCGCAGGUCAUCGGCGAAAAGUGAUUUGGAAGUGGUCGUUGCCAAAGCGGAACACCAUCAUCAGCAUCGAUCGCCGACGGUAACGCUUCCGGUUCCAGCUUACCCACUAACCACAUCGGCAUCGGCAGGAUCCUCGCCCACGGGAGCGGGAUUGGGAUUGGGAGCCGGGCUGGGAACUGCCUCGGGAACAGUUCUGCAACAAAGGUACAUACAACUCCAGCUGGAGAACAAAAAGAAAUACAUUUUCCAUGCAAUGCAAGAGUUUGAUUACAUGGAAUCUAGGCGUUCUGGGGCAUACUGCAGUACACUCGAUCCAUCCGAGGAUCCGAAUCAGCCGAGCGGGACCAGGAGGCGACCCACCAGCACCGAGCUCGCCCUCAGCAACGUCACCAGUCAGAUUGUGAACAACGCCACCUACAAGCUAGACUUCAAGCAACGUCGUCACAAAAGCAACAACGGAGCCAGUGAGUCAGGAUCUCUAACUGGAAUAGCCCCAGGACCGGCGACAAGUCCCGGAGCAGUAGGGCCCUCCAGCUCCAGCGGCAAACGCCGCAAGUCCAGUUGCACAUCCUGCGGCGGAGGUGGCAUAAGUGCCCCGCCCCCAAGACUAACGCCCGAGGAGACGUGGCAACUACAACCGCAGAACAGUGUUACCAGUGCCGGCAGCACAAACAGUAGUUUUAGCAGCGGCGGCGGACGCGACGAUAAUAGUAGUUAUAGUGCCGUGGGUGGCGAUAGCAGCAGCAGCAAUAGUUGCAACUGCGAUAUCACCGGUGAUAACAGUACAUUGCAUGGUUUUGGGGUCGGCGACGUUUGUAGUUUUAUCGCCGAUUGUGACGACAAUAGCGAGGACGACGACGGCGAUCCGAACAACCAGGAUCUCAGCUCGCAAACCCUGCGCACAGCGGCCAUCGUAGCGGCAGUUGCGGCUGCAGCCAAGGAACAGGCCCAGGAACAAUCGCUCGCCGACUGCGAGAGCUUCAGCGAUCGGCGCCAGGAUGCCGAUGAGGAUGUCCGCAUCAUCCAGGAUAGCUGCGGCGGCAACAACGACUCUCUCGAAGACGUCGGUGAAGUGGACGACAACGCCGACGUUGUCGUGAGAAAGAACUCGAGAAAUCGGCCCUCCAUCAGAAGGACAUGCAGAAUAACCGAGGAGGACGACGACGACGAGAACGCGGACUACGGUGAUUUCGAUCGGGAGGAUCAAGAGCUAGACGACGAGGAGCCAGAGGGCACGACCAUCGACAUUGAUGAGCAGGAACAGCAGCAGGACCAAGAAGAUUCCGCUGAAGAGGAAGACGACGACGAGGACGUCGACGAGUACUUUGAGGAGGAGGAGGACGACACCCAGGCCUUUUCACCAUUCUACUCCAGUUCCGCGGAGCUAAUUGAUAAUUUUGGUGGCGGUGCGGGCAAGUUCUUCAACAUUAUGGACUUUGAACGUGGAGCCUCCGGCGCCGGAGGCUUUUCGCCAAACGGCAACGGCGGUCCCGGCAGCGGAGAUGUUUCACGGACGGCGAGAUACGAUUCCGGGGAGGGAGAUCUGGGCGGCGGCAACAAUAUCAUGGGCAUCGAUUCUAUGGGCAUUGCAAACAUUCCGGAAACCAUGAACGGCACCACAAUUGGACCAAGUGGAGCUGGUGGCCAAAAAGCUGGUGCUGCUGCAGGUGCCGCAGGCCAAAAGAGACAACAGCGCCGGGGAAAGCCGCAACCAGACAGACCACAACGAGCAUUAUUUUGCCUGAGCGUCAAAAAUCCCCUGCGAGCCUUGUGCAUUCGCAUCGUGGAGUGGAAACCAUUUGAGUUCCUCAUUUUGUUAACCAUUUUUGCCAACUGUAUUGCAUUGGCUGUUUACACCCCUUAUCCAGGAAGCGAUUCAAACGUGACGAAUCAAACCUUGGAAAAAGUUGAAUAUAUAUUCCUCGUUAUAUUCACAUCGGAAUGUGUUAUGAAAAUUUUAGCAUAUGGUUUUGUGUUACAUAAUGGUGCAUAUCUAAGAAAUGGAUGGAAUUUAUUAGAUUUUACAAUUGUAGUUAUAGGGGCAAUAAGCACUGCACUCUCCCAAUUGAUGAAGGACGCCUUUGAUGUGAAGGCCCUACGUGCCUUUCGAGUGCUACGUCCACUGCGACUUGUAUCGGGUGUACCAAGUCUACAGGUUGUGCUGAAUUCAAUUUUAAAGGCCAUGGUGCCACUGUUUCACAUUGCACUCCUGGUCCUAUUCGUAAUCAUAAUCUAUGCGAUCAUUGGCUUAGAGCUCUUCUCUGGCAAAUUGCACAAGGCGUGUCGCGAUGAGAUCACAGGUGAACACGAGGAAACCGUCCGCCCCUGCGGAGUGGGUUACCAGUGUCCGCCAGGCUAUAAGUGCUACGGCGGAUGGGAUGGACCAAACGACGGCAUCACCAACUUCGACAACUUUGGCCUGGCCAUGCUAACGGUGUUCCAGUGCGUCACUCUCGAGGGCUGGACUGAUGUCCUGUAUAGCAUCCAAGAUGCAAUGGGCAGCGAUUGGCAAUGGAUGUAUUUCAUUUCCAUGGUUAUCCUCGGUGCCUUCUUCGUGAUGAAUUUGAUUCUCGGUGUGUUGUCCGGUGAGUUCUCCAAGGAACGUAACAAGGCAAAAAACCGGGGUGACUUCCAGAAGCUGCGCGAGAAGCAGCAGAUCGAAGAGGAUUUGCGGGGCUAUCUCGAUUGGAUUACCCAAGCCGAGGACAUUGAACCAGACGCUGUGGGAGGCCUAAUAUCUGAUGGCAAAGGAAAGCAGCCCAACGAAAUGGAUUCCACCGAGAACCUGGGGGAGGAAAUGCCCGAAGUCCAAAUGACUGAAUCACGCUGGCGCAAAAUGAAGAAGGACUUCGAUCGAGUCAAUAGACGAAUGCGAAGGGCCUGUCGCAAGGCAGUCAAGUCACAGGCAUUCUACUGGCUCAUCAUUGUUUUGGUCUUUCUCAAUACUGGUGUCUUGGCCACGGAGCAUUAUGGGCAACUGGAUUGGCUGGAUAACUUCCAGGAGUACACAAACGUGUUCUUCAUCGGUCUGUUCACCUGUGAAAUGUUGUUGAAGAUGUACAGUUUGGGCUUUCAGGGCUACUUCGUUUCGCUGUUCAAUCGUUUUGAUUGUUUCGUGGUGAUUGGCAGUAUUACAGAAACCCUGUUAACAAACACGGGAAUGAUGCCUCCAUUGGGUGUCUCCGUGCUGCGAUGUGUACGUCUCCUGAGAGUCUUUAAAGUAACUAAGUACUGGCGGUCGCUCUCAAAUCUCGUUGCUUCCUUAUUGAACUCUAUACAAUCGAUCGCUUCACUUUUGUUACUGCUCUUCCUAUUUAUUGUGAUAUUUGCUCUGCUGGGCAUGCAAGUUUUUGGCGGUAAAUUUAAUUUUGAUGGCAAAGUAGAGAAGUCUCGAAUGAAUUUCGACUGCUUCUGGCAGGCUCUACUCACAGUCUUUCAGAUCAUGACUGGUGAGGAUUGGAAUGCUGUGAUGUAUACGGGCAUCAAUGCCUAUGGCGGUGUGUCCUCUUAUGGUGCCUUGGCCUGUAUUUACUUUAUUAUUUUGUUUAUUUGCGGUAACUACAUCCUGCUAAACGUGUUCUUGGCCAUUGCUGUGGAUAAUUUGGCCGAUGCCGACUCGCUAUCUGAGGUCGAAAAAGAAGAGGAACCCCACGAUGAAUCUGCUCAGAAGAAGUCACACAGUCCAACUCCAACAAUUGAUGGCAUGGAUGAUCAUCUCAGCAUAGAUAUCGAUAUGGAGCAACAGGAACUGGAUGACGAAGACAAAAUGGACCAUGAAACUCUAUCUGACGAGGAACACCGUGAAAUGUGCGAGGAGGAAGAGGAAGACUCCAAUUCCGAAGUAUCAGCACGUGUCACUGCACGACCCCGGCGAUUAUCCGAAGUCAGCAUGAAGAAGACUAAAAAGCCCAUUCCGCGAGGCAGUGCCUUUUUCAUUUUCAGUUACACGAACAGAUUUCGAGUCUUCUGCCAUUGGCUUUGCAAUCACAGCAAUUUCGGCAACGUAAUCCUGUGUUGCAUUAUGUUUUCAUCGGCUAUGUUGGCCGCAGAGAAUCCUCUGAAAGCCAAUGAUGACCUGAAUAAAGUGCUCAAUAAAUUUGAUUAUUUUUUCACGGCAGUUUUCACAAUAGAACUGAUUCUGAAAUUGAUUUCAUACGGCUUCGUAUUACACGACGGAGCCUUUUGCAGAUCCGCAUUUAAUCUAUUAGAUUUACUUGUGGUCUGCGUGUCAUUGAUUUCUCUAGUGUCCAGUUCGAAUGCGAUUUCAGUCGUGAAAAUUCUACGUGUGCUCCGUGUUUUAAGGCCACUAAGAGCCAUUAAUCGUGCCAAGGGACUGAAGCAUGUUGUUCAAUGUGUCAUAGUCGCUGUUAAGACUAUCGGAAAUAUUGUGCUCGUCACAUGCCUACUGCAGUUCAUGUUUGCCGUAAUAGGAGUCCAGUUGUUUAAGUAUGUGGUCAAGUGCGUUGUAGUCGCAAUCAAAACCAUUGGUAAUAUCAUGUUGGUGACAUAUUUGUUACAAUUUAUGUUCGCUGUUAUUGGAGUACAACUCUUUAAGGGAAAAUUUUUCAAGUGCAGUGAUGGUUCCAAAAUGACGGAAGCGGAAUGCUACGGAACUUAUCUAGUCUAUGAUGAUGGUGAUGUUCAUAAGCCGCGACUUAGGGAACGGGAAUGGAGUAACAAUCGGUUCCAUUUCGAUGAUGUGGCCAAGGGAAUGUUGACUUUGUUCACAGUGUCCACCUUUGAGGGUUGGCCAGGUUUGCUGUACGUUUCAAUUGAUUCGAAUAAGGAAAACGGCGGUCCAAUACACAACUUCCGUCCGAUCGUUGCUGCCUACUAUAUAAUCUACAUUAUUAUUAUUGCCUUCUUUAUGGUGAACAUAUUCGUUGGUUUCGUUAUCGUCACUUUCCAAAAUGAGGGUGAACAGGAAUAUAAGAAUUGUGAUCUGGAUAAAAAUCAACGCAAUUGCAUAGAAUUUGCCUUGAAAGCGAAACCCGUAAGACGAUAUAUACCAAAGCAUGGUAUACAAUAUAAGGUCUGGUGGUUUGUAACGUCAUCAUCCUUUGAGUACACAAUAUUCAUACUGAUCAUGAUAAACACGGUAACGCUGGCUAUGAAGUUUUAUAAUCAGCCGUUGUGGUACACGGAACUUUUAGAUGCCUUGAAUAUGAUAUUUACGGCGGUGUUUGCUUUGGAAUUUGUUUUUAAAUUAGCCGCAUUUCGAUUUAAGAACUACUUUGGAGAUGCCUGGAACGUCUUCGACUUUAUAAUCGUUUUAGGCAGUUUCAUUGACAUUGUCUACUCUGAGAUUAAGAGCAAGGAUACUUCUCAGAUAGCAGAAUGUGACAUUGUAGAGGGCUGCAAAUCUACUAAAAAAUCGGCUGGUUCAAAUUUAAUAUCCAUCAACUUCUUCCGAUUGUUUCGAGUGAUGCGACUUGUGAAACUUCUCAGCAAAGGCGAAGGCAUACGAACAUUACUGUGGACUUUUAUCAAAUCUUUCCAGGCACUACCUUAUGUAGCCCUGCUAAUUGUUCUUCUAUUUUUCAUUUAUGCGGUUGUGGGGAUGCAAGUUUUUGGCAAAAUUGCUUUAGAUGGUGGCAACGCCAUUACGGCUAAUAACAAUUUCCAAACCUUUCAGCAGGCUGUUUUAGUACUAUUCCGAUCGGCCACCGGAGAAGCUUGGCAGGAAAUCAUGAUGUCCUGCUCGGCCCAACCGGAUGUGAAGUGCGAUAUGGGUUCAGAUACGCCGGGAGAACCAUGCGGCUCCUCUAUAGCCUAUCCCUACUUUAUUUCCUUCUAUGUUCUCUGCUCGUUUUUGAUCAUCAAUCUCUUCGUGGCCGUCAUUAUGGACAAUUUUGACUAUCUGACGCGGGAUUGGUCCAUUUUGGGUCCCCAUCACCUGGAUGAGUUCAUUCGUCUUUGGAGCGAGUACGACCCGGAUGCCAAGGGGCGCAUCAAACACUUGGACGUGGUCACAUUGCUGAGAAAGAUCUCCCCACCACUUGGCUUCGGCAAACUGUGUCCGCAUAGAAUGGCCUGCAAACGGCUGGUUUCCAUGAACAUGCCCCUCAACUCAGAUGGAACGGUUCUCUUUAAUGCCACACUUUUUGCGGUCGUACGCACUUCGCUGAGCAUCAAAACGGACGGUAACAUCGAUGAUGCCAACUCCGAGCUGCGCGCCACGAUCAAGCAGAUCUGGAAGCGGACCAAUCCGAAGCUCCUGGAUCAGGUUGUUCCACCGCCGGGCAACGAUGACGAGGUGACCGUCGGCAAGUUCUACGCCACAUAUCUAAUUCAGGACUACUUCCGCCGCUUUAAAAAGCGCAAGGAACAGGAGGGCAAGGAGGGUCAUCCGGACAGCAAUACCGUCACUCUGCAGGCCGGCUUGCGAACCCUACACGAAGUGUCCCCAGCUCUCAAGAGAGCCAUCUCCGGUAAUCUCGACGAGCUGGACCAGGAGCCGGAGCCCAUGCAUCGACGCCACCAUACGCUCUUUGGCAGCGUGUGGUCAUCGAUCCGCCGACAUGGAAAUGGAACCUUCAGGCGAAGUGCCAAGGCCUCUGCUUCUCAGAGCAACGGAGCUCUGGCGAUCGGUGGAUCCGCGUCCGCAGCCUUGGGCGUGGGCGGUAGCUCGCUGAUGCUAGGGAGCGCCGAUCCCGCUGGCGGGGACUAUCUGUAUGACACCUUGAACCGCAGCGUGGCCGAUGGAGUGAACAAUAUAACGCGGAACAUAAUGCAGGCCCGAUUGGCGGCAGCCGGAAAGCUACAGGACGAACUGCAGGGGACAGGCAGUGGCGGAGAGCUAAGGACAUUCGGCGAGAGCAUAUCCAUGCGACCGCUGGCCAAAAAUGGAGGUGGAGCGGCCACUGUGGCCGGAACACUGCCGCCUGAGGCAAAUGCCAUUAACUAUGACAACCGCAAUCGUGGUAUUUUAUUGCAUCCAUAUAACAAUGUCUACGCACCCAAUGGUGCUCUUCCUGGCCACGAGCGCAUGAUCCAAUCGACACCAGCUAGUCCCUACGAUCAGCGUCGUUUACCAACUUCAUCUGAUAUGAACGGCCUAGCCGAAUCAUUGAUUGGAGGGGUACUCGCCGCUGAGGGAUUGGGUAAAUACUGCGACUCCGAGUUCGUGGGGACUGCUGCAAGGGAGAUGCAGGAGGCGCUGGACAUGACGCCCGAGGAAAUGAACCUGGCCGCCCACCAGAUCCUCUCGAACGAGCACUCGCUGAGCCUAAUCGGCAGUAGCAAUGGGAGCAUCUUCGGAGGAUCCGCCGGUGGCCUUGGAGGGGCUGGAUCUGGAGGUGUGGGUGUGGGUGGGUUGGGCGGUAGCAGCAGCAUUCGAAACGCCUUCGGCGGAAGCGGAAGUGGCCCGUCCUCGGUGUCGCCGCAACAUCAGCCUUACUCGGGCACUCUGAACUCACCACCGAUUCCGGAUAAUCGUCUGAGACGUGUUGCCACAGUCACGACCACAAACAAUAACAAUAAGUCCCAAGUUAGCCAAAAGAAUUCGAGUAGCCUAAAUGUUAGAGCUAAUGUCAAUAGCCAAAUGAACAUGUCACCAACUGUACAACGAGUGCAGCAACAAUCUCCGCAAAGGGGACAGGGUAAUCAGACCUACUCCUCAUAGCACCCACAUUGUAAACUAUACAUACAGAAUGUCUUCUUGAUGGAACUUUAAGUGUGCAUUCAGCGAAGGCUGAAGUUUAUUGGCUAAUUUAUUUGUUAUGCGAAAAAAAACACAUUAGUCUUAGCAUCGGGAAUUGUUAUAUUUGAAUUGUUUACACAAGUGGAAAUAAAACCAACAAAUCGUGUAUAACUUGUAUAAAGAAAAUCUGCUAAUUGUAUAUGUAUAAA
Messenger RNA from Drosophila yakuba, 8828 nucleotides. It is a transcript of the gene Ca-alpha1D, whose product is annotated as voltage-dependent calcium channel type D subunit alpha-1. Gene Ontology annotation, biological process: calcium ion import across plasma membrane. The transcript is spliced from 34 exons. Gene Ontology annotation, cellular component: membrane; voltage-gated calcium channel complex. The record is from RefSeq and is a predicted model, not a curated record. The coding region runs from base 376 to 8601 and encodes 2741 amino acids. Lineage: Eukaryota; Metazoa; Arthropoda; Insecta; Diptera; Drosophilidae. Gene Ontology annotation, molecular function: high voltage-gated calcium channel activity.